AUGCACUCAUCGAAAGAGGCGCCCUUGACCACGACAAGUGCAUUUCUAGGCGGCGGUAUUGCAGCUUGUGGUGCCGUCACGGCUACCCACCCAUUCGAGACUGUGAAGAUCCGCAUGCAGCUUCAAGGCGAGCUUCGAGCAAACGCGAUACGAGACCAGCAUUAUCGCGGGCCAUUUCAUGGCGUCAGCGUCAUUUUGCGACAUGAGGGUAUUCGCGGUCUCUAUCGCGGUCUCGGCUGCGCCUACAUCUAUCAGAUCCUCCUCAACGGUUGCCGUCUAGGAUUCUACGAGCCCAUGCGUGUCUCACUGGGCAAUCUACUCUACAAUGAUGAAAAGGUCCAGAGCCUCCCGAUUAACAUCUUAUGUGGCGCCACAUCAGGCGUGCUUGGCGCUGCCGCUGCAAGCCCAUUCUCCCUUAUCAAGACCCGUCUACAGAGUUGCUCAACGUUCUUCCCUGUCGGAACCCAGCAUCUAUACCGCAAUGCAGCCGAUGGGAUGGUUAAGAUUUACUGCACGGAAGGCAUCCCUGGUCUUUACCGUGGAGUAAGUGCUGCGAUGGUCCGGACGGGUUUCGGUAGUUCCGUUCAACUGCCUGUCUACUUCUUCACUAAGCGAAAGCUACAAGAGACAGCUGGUUUGGAAGAGGGAGUACUUUUGCAUCUUGGUAGUAGCGCUAUAAGCGGUUUCGCUGUUUGUUGUUUUAUGCAUCCACCAGACACCAUCAUGUCCCGCCUCUACAAUCAGAACGGUAAUCUGUACACAAGCAUGUUCGACUGUUUCUCAAAAACUAUACGAACGGAAAGCCUUUUCGCUAUCUAUAAGGGCUUUCUGCCCCAUCUCGCACGGGUUUUGCCGCACACUGUUCUUACACUAUCUCUGGCGGAACAAACGACCAACAUCAUAAGAAGGAUCAGCUACCACGCUGACUCCUCAUGGGUUGCAGAUGCAGACGUUAUGUAA
Molecule: messenger RNA, 960 nt
Organism: Fusarium coffeatum
Lineage: Eukaryota; Fungi; Ascomycota; Sordariomycetes; Hypocreales; Nectriaceae
Exons: 3
Coding region: 1-960 (319 amino acids)
Source: RefSeq, a predicted model, not a curated record